UCCCCUCCGGUUUCCCAGUCCGCACCUCCCUUCUCCACUCCCCUCACCCCUAUUCCCUCCUCCGCCCUAUUAAAACACCCACCAGCUCUCCAGUUAAGACCCCCUUAAGUUGGAGGAGGCAGAAAGGCAACAACCGCGAGGAAGGAGAAGUCAAGACGUCUGGAAAGAAUUACCCAGUCCUGGCUUCCAGCAGCCCAUUGAACCAGGGACUUGAACCAGCCCCAGCCAAAGACAUUCUCCUGAUUCUACGCUUCCUGGGUUCUGCUGAGUUUUCACCAGGCUUUUUUUUUUUUUUUUUUCUUUAAUACAAAAAGAGCAGAGAAUUUCCGAUAUUAGGGGAAAGGAACUAGAGCAUAAAAUAAAAUAAAGUUAAUUUAUUUUCAAAGCACAGAUAACAUUUUUAGAGUUAGAAGAUUGAAGUGCAACGGAAAUAUUAAAAAAUACUAGUGAUUUUAUUUUAAGCGGGGGAGACCUAAACAUUUGAGACUCCCCCAUCCUUUUUAAAUGUUGUUUUUAAAUUUUUUAUUUUUCUUGGCCGGUCGUCUCAAAUUCAUCUGAUCUCCUAUUACCUCAAUUUUGGAAACUGCCCGCCACCGACCCUUCAGGACCACACAGACAGUCUGAGGACAACUUUAUGACCAAGAGCUGAACAAGAUGCAUUGUGAGAGAUUUCUAUGUAUCCUGAGAAUAAUUGGAACCACACUUUUUGGAGUCUCUCUCCUCCUUGGAAUCACAGCUGCUUAUAUCGUUGGCUACCAAUUUAUCCAAACAGAUAAUUACUAUUUCUCUUUUGGACUGUAUGGUGCCUUUUUAGCAUCACACCUCAUCAUCCAAAGCCUGUUUGCCUUUUUGGAGCACCGAAAAAUGAAAAAAUCUCUAGAAACCCCCAUUAAGUUGAACAAAACUGUUGCUCUUUGCAUUGCUGCAUAUCAAGAAGAUCCAGACUAUUUGCGGAAAUGUUUGCAAUCUGUGAAAAGGCUAACCUACCCUGGAAUUAAAGUUGUCAUGGUCAUAGAUGGAAACUCGGAAGAUGACCUUUACAUGAUGGAUAUCUUUAGUGAAGUCAUGGGCAGGGACAAGUCAGCCACUUAUAUCUGGAAGAACAACUACCACGUGAAGGGUCCUGGUGAGACGGAUGAGUCACACAAAGAAAGCUCGCAACACGUCACCCAGUUGGUCUUGUCCAACAAGAGUAUUUGCAUCAUGCAAAAGUGGGGUGGAAAAAGAGAAGUCAUGUACACGGCCUUCAGAGCACUGGGGCGAAGUGUGGAUUAUGUACAGGUUUGUGAUUCAGACACCAUGCUUGACCCAGCAUCAUCUGUGGAGAUGGUAAAAGUUUUAGAAGAAGAUCCCAUGGUUGGAGGUGUCGGGGGAGAUGUUCAGAUUUUAAACAAGUAUGAUUCCUGGAUCUCCUUCCUCAGCAGUGUGAGAUAUUGGAUGGCUUUUAACAUAGAAAGGGCCUGCCAGUCUUAUUUUGGAUGUGUCCAGUGCAUUAGUGGACCUCUGGGAAUGUACAGAAACUCCUUACUGCAUGAAUUUGUAGAAGACUGGUACAAUCAAGAAUUUAUGGGCAGCCAAUGUAGUUUUGGAGAUGACAGGCAUCUAACGAACCGAGUGCUGAGUCUGGGCUAUGCAACGAAAUACACAGCUCGAUCCAAGUGCCUUACUGAAACACCUAUAGAAUAUCUCAGAUGGUUAAACCAGCAGACCCGCUGGAGCAAGUCCUACUUCCGAGAGUGGCUGUACAAUGCGAUGUGGUUUCAUAAACACCACUUGUGGAUGACCUAUGAAGCCGUCAUCACUGGGUUCUUCCCUUUCUUUCUCAUUGCCACGGUAAUCCAGCUCUUCUACAGGGGUAAAAUUUGGAACAUCCUCCUCUUCUUGUUAACUGUCCAGUUAGUGGGUCUCAUAAAGUCAUCUUUCGCCAGCUGCCUUAGAGGAAACAUUGUCAUGGUCUUCAUGUCCCUCUACUCAGUGCUAUACAUGUCAAGUUUACUUCCCGCCAAGAUGUUUGCAAUUGCAACAAUAAACAAAGCUGGGUGGGGCACAUCUGGAAGGAAAACCAUUGUUGUUAAUUUCAUCGGACUCAUUCCCGUAUCCGUUUGGUUUACAAUCCUCCUGGGUGGUGUGAUUUUCACCAUUUAUAAGGAAUCUAAAAAGCCAUUCUCAGAAUCCAAACAGACAGUUUUAAUUGUUGGAACGUUGCUCUAUGCAUGCUAUUGGGUCAUGCUUUUGACACUGUAUGUGGUUCUCAUCAAUAAAUGUGGCAGGCGGAAGAAGGGACAACAGUAUGACAUGGUGCUUGAUGUAUGAUCUUACGUUUGAUGUUUGCAGUUGCAGACACAACAAAACCUUAGCUCCUCUAGGGACUGUAUGGUAUUGUGGCGUCAUAUAACGCCACCAAAGGAGACAUAUCGCUGCUGCUGGGACUUGAACAAAGACAUUUGUAUGGGUUUAUUUUAAUUCUGCCAAAGGAAAAUGAUACAUCAAGAAGAACAACUCAGAUUUAACCUGAUAUUUCUAUGAAAAUGGGAAGAUUCUUUGUGUAUGCACUUUUUCCUUACUGUACAUCCGCCUAACAGUGUUUUGCCCUAUAUACCUCACUAGCCAUGCUUUAUGUGGGUUAUCAUGGAAGAAAAGGAUUUUGGAAACUCAAGGAAAAGUUCUUUCAACAUAUACAACCUAACUUAUGGACUGUGUUGAUAGCUAAUUUUUUUUUUUUUUUAGAAUGAUUUUUCUGUUUAAUUCUACCAAAUGAAAUGCCAAAGGAAAUUUUACAGGCCGUUGGCUGUGCUGUAUUUUUAUAUAAUUGUACUGUGUUUUAAAAUUUUUGUAUGCCAAUUUUAAAACAAAUUUUGCAUAUUUUAUAUUUUACUUCUCUGCCAAAAUACACCUGUUUUUCCUUUUUUUUUUUUAAUAAAAUAAGUUCUUAAAAAAUUCCUACUUAAAAAGAUUUCUACCCAAAAUGUGAAACUUGGUUGACAUUGUUCAUGAUAGAAAGAAUAAAAUAUUUCUCUCUCUCUACCUUUA
Molecule: messenger RNA, 3030 nt
Organism: Cervus elaphus (red deer)
Lineage: Eukaryota; Metazoa; Chordata; Mammalia; Artiodactyla; Cervidae
Gene: HAS2
Product: hyaluronan synthase 2
Exons: 4
Coding region: 655-2313 (552 amino acids)
Biological process (GO): hyaluronan biosynthetic process; extracellular matrix assembly
Molecular function (GO): hyaluronan synthase activity
Source: RefSeq, a predicted model, not a curated record